Molecule: messenger RNA, 2127 nt
Organism: Plasmodium fragile
Lineage: Eukaryota; Apicomplexa; Aconoidasida; Haemosporida; Plasmodiidae
Exons: 3
Coding region: 1-2127 (708 amino acids)
Source: RefSeq, a predicted model, not a curated record
AUGAAAAUUAUAGAACCGAGCAACUGCAAUGUAAGUACCAUCAAUCAUUUGCCAAAUGGCAGGACUACGUUAGAGCCAGUGAAAGAGCAGGAAUCAUCCGAUAGGAAAGGGGAACAACACGUUGCGAGGAGGAAAUCUCUGCAUGUAAAGGUCAGUCGUGCACAAAGCGAGGGAGAAACCGAAACACUCCCCCAUUCUGCGCCCCCCGAACGGAACACCCACACCGAUGAAGAAAAUGAAAAAGAUAAAAAUAAGCCCCUUACUGAAGAGGGUAGAAUCAAACGUAUAGACAACGUACCAGGGGAUGAGUCCAUCCCCGUACCCCAUUUGAAAAAAAUAUACACGUUAACAGAAGGGGGUGAUUCUACUGUACAGCAUUCUGGAGGCCUUACUGAACUGGAGGAAGACAGUUUCGUAGGGGACCUCUCCAGUGAAAACUCCAGUGCCCUAUGCGAUAAGGCAAGAACAACCAAUUGUAGCUUUGGUGAAGAUAAGUUAAGUACCCAACAGACACCCCCCAUGGGAGAUGCCAACAAGGGUCAUGUUGAUACUGAAAAACGCCAACCAGAAGACUACCACCCAAGGAGGGACACCCCAAGAGACGGUUACAAUAAUGGAGACGGCGAGGAAGGUGAUAAACGUGCAUCCAUCCCCACAGAUGAAGCUACACCCAAAAACGAAAUUGAACAAUUAAAAGAAGAAAUAAAAAAGGAAGUCUACAACAGAUUAACCAUCGCACUAGAUAUCAAUAUGAAUUUAAAUGAAAAUGAAAAGUACUAUGACCUUUUUAAAAAAAAAAAAAAAUUUCAAAAAUAUAUUAUGAAUAGCUGCAAAUUUGUAAUAAUCCUUGGGAAGCACCUGAAGCUCUCCUUCUCUACCAUUUCAAUCGCCCUGUAUUACCUCCAUAAGUACUACGAAAAAAUUCUGAAGAGGAAGAAGAAUGCGUUGCCUUACUUGAUUGGGGGUGCUUGUAUAUUCUUAGCAUGGAAAAUGAGAGAGGACAUGGAAAAUCUGAAGAGGUCUAAAAAGCUCUACGACAUACCCAAGAUGAUUUUUAAGUUACUUAAUUAUUUUGACAAGAAAAAAAAAAUUAAAAAAAAAAUGAAGGAGCUACAGGUGCGCAUGUUCUUGAGUGGGUGCGCUGACCGGAAGUGGGAGGACCUGUCAGAUGAACACACUGUUCCGUCGACGGCAGGGAAUGCGGCAAAGGGUGAAGGGGAUGCCCGUCCUCCGGGAGAGGAAUCCCAAAGGGAUAAUCCCCCCCAAAAAGGGAAAAAAAAGCGAAAGCUCUCCCCCAAAGAGGACGAGAAGAGAUCCUCUACGGAAUCGACCGACAGGAGUAGCCUACACCGAGACCUGGCCCAAAUAAAGCGCAUAAUCAACACGGGCUACGUGUCUGAUGUGAAUAACAUAAGCCACGCUAGCGACUGCUUCAAUUCGUACCUCUCCGAGUGCAACAGCAGGGACGUCUCCGAGUAUGAGUUUGAAGGGGAGGAGGGCGACCUACAUGACGACAUACGCGACGGCCUACAUGACGGUCCACAUGACUACGCACGUGAGGACGCGCGUGAGGACCCGGAGGAGCCCCCCGCCCAAACGUACCUGACCCAGUUCCAACACCUGUGCAAGCGCGAAAAGCGAAAAAUUCACAUAUCGGCCUCCAAGUGGGUUCUAAACAAUUCAGGACAAAAACUGCAACUCAUGCAAAAGGUAAUAAUUUACUACGAAGGAGAAAUACUCAAAAGCAUUAACUACUUUUUAAAGCCAGAUAAAUGUUCCUUCCACCUACUACCAUCCUUCGUUGGGGCCUUCGUGAAUAUAAUGAAUGGUUACGUAUCGCAGGACGAGGUAGGCAGUCUGCAAAAAAUCGCCUCCCUGAGCAUCCUCGAUUAUUUCAAAACCCCCCUCUGCUUGGUUUUCACUUCGAACGAGAUCAUGGUGGCUUCCAUCCUGCGUGCGUACAUUUCGUUGAAGUGGAUCUGCGGCCAGCUCGACGUGCAGACUAUGUCCCUCCAGGAUUUUGAGAAAAAGGCGACCCGCUUCACGCAGUAUGUGAGCUCGAAGAACCCCAUCAGCAUAACCCGGGUGAAGAUAGCGUUGAGGGAAAUCAGGCUGUUCGGAGAAUGA